Lichtheimia ornata is the source of this 255-nucleotide messenger RNA. RefSeq names its product peptidyl-prolyl cis-trans isomerase. The record is from RefSeq and is a predicted model, not a curated record. The transcript is spliced from 2 exons. The coding region runs from base 1 to 255 and encodes 84 amino acids. Lineage: Eukaryota; Fungi; Mucoromycota; Mucoromycetes; Mucorales; Lichtheimiaceae. Gene Ontology annotation, molecular function: peptidyl-prolyl cis-trans isomerase activity.
AUGUAUUACAUCGGUACUUUAGCUAACGGUGAAAAGUUUACGUCUUCUCGUGAUCGUAACGAGCCUUUUCAAUGCACCAUCGGUGUUGGCCAGGUCAUCCGUGGUUGGGAUGAAGCUGUCCCGAAAUUGUCUAUUGGUCAACGUGCCAAACUUACUUGUACUCCCGAUUACGCCUAUGGGCCCGGUGGUAUCCCUGGUCUCAUUCCUCCCAACGCAACUCUUCUCAUUGACGUCGAGCUUCUCAAAAUCAACUAA